This is a messenger RNA of Exophiala spinifera, 1410 nucleotides long. RefSeq lists its product as uncharacterized. Bases 1 to 1410 code for a protein of 469 amino acids. The record is from RefSeq and is a predicted model, not a curated record. NCBI's taxonomy places the organism in Eukaryota, Fungi, Ascomycota, Eurotiomycetes, Chaetothyriales, Herpotrichiellaceae. The transcript has 2 exons.
AUGGCGCCUUCCUCGCGAAGCGGCAACCGAGUCUCCAAGCGGCAGACGCUGCAGAAUUCCACGAAAGUUUCCAGGUCGACGCGGUCCAAGGUUCAACUUGAAGCGGCCGUAAAAGAGGCCCCUCUCGGCGCGGUCGUCGGGCAAAAGAAGGUGGUCAAGAGCACGUCAAAGCGGAAACGCGACCUCGACGAGAGCGACAGCGAGGUCGAUAGUCCUCACGUCGGGGUCACCACAACAAAAAAGACAAAAUUCCAGCUCGCAACACCGCCCGAGUCGGAGCGAGAAGACUCUAUCGAUGUCGACCCGUGCAUUGACUUUUGUCAACUCUCGCUGAAUCCUCGACGUGCCUCGGGACAAGAUGGGAACAACGACCUCCCACCCGUCCUGCGCGACUUUGUCUCCAUGCAUGACGCUUUCCUCCGGUCAUUUUCGCUGCAUCGCGUCCACAACGGCCGAUCCGCCCCGGCAGAUCUCGGCCACCUGUUGACAUCGGUGACCCGAUUAUGGAAGAAACGGACCGUCACCCAGGAGGACAUUCAGCGCAUGCUGGCCAUAUAUGAGCUCGACGCCUCGAGCGACGUCGUCUCGGGGCAACUGCUGCGACACCAAGACAGCCCGUUCCGAUUGAACUUGAACGGCAGCGACGUCGUCCGAUAUAGCGUCGAGUAUGUUCAAGAAACCCACGAAUACGACGAAAAGAGGCUCCAGCAGUCUUACGAGGUCGAGAUUGAGGCCGUGGCGAUCGCUCAGCGCAAGAAUUUGAGCGGCCUGCCGUCCAGAGACGGCCGCUCUUUGCCUCGACUGGAGUUCUCCGUCGGUCAGCAGACCCAGUCGCGCAAGGCGAAAGCUUCUGCGGCCCGGAGGGAGAUCCUUGGGCUCUCGACGCAGGCUCAAAAUCGACCGGGCGCCCAAUUCUCGUCUCAGACAAGCUCGUCCAGCAGUCACCACGACUUGCAGACACCCCAAGUGGUCAAAGACCGGACCCUGUCACUGUUGGAUCGCGUCCGAGCCAAAGCGCUCGCCAGUUCGUCGGCCGCCGCUCCGAGUCCGGAAGUCAUUCUGCGCCGUCGCGCCGUGGGAAGGAUCGGCGAGGUGGUGGACAUUCUCCGACUGAAACAACAACAGAAGCUGGGGUCCAGCUUCGACUCUUCGGUGCAUUCGAGUCCCGGCAAAGUCCGUGGCAAGGUUUCGUUCAGCCUCAAGCAACUCGUCAGUGACAUCAAGGGGAGCUUGUCGAUACCCAUGGCCGACUCGGAGGUUCGAAAAUGCUUUGAAGUUCUGGCUCAAGAAUUGCCGGGGAUGUGGUUGUCCAUCCAUACCGUGGGCAUACUUCAAAGUAUUGUGUUGAACGGGCCUGGUCCUAGUGGCGCCGAGGUCAAGAGAAUUUUGGAAGAGAAGGAGCAGCAUUGA